CCGUUAAAGUUAAAUAUGACUUAUAAAGACUUUAUAACCAAACAGACACCAAAUUGUCCUACCCCAAAGUGAGAUGUCAAGACCAUUCCCAUACUCUUUCAAGAAAAGGUCUGAAAGGUGAUUGUUUUCUCAAAUGUAGUCAUGCUGCAGAUGAAUAGGAUUCCUCUGGAAUGUUGAGUAUUUUCUGAAAUGGAAAUCUUUUCUUUUUACUGUUCCAAAUAAAAGACUCAAGUCACUUUAAAAUUGCUUACUGGGCGGGACAGCUACUUUCUUCCUGUUAAGUCGUUAGUGUUAGGACAUUGUCAGUUGACAACAAUGGCAAUGGAUACCAAAGCCACCUUCACUGGCCAAGUGAGGACCGUUGGGAUGACUAAUACUAUUCAAUGGAAGACUGGAUCCAUUUGUUUUGAUGCUGAUCCGGACUGCAAGCAGUGGAUGGCAAAACUGUACCUUGCAGCCAACCCGAAAAGAGUUCUACAUCAAAUGAAUAUCAACUCCAGUGAAAUGAGUGUGAAAUGUAGUCGGCUCAUCAUCGAAAAUAAGAAAGGAAAUGGCAUACAAGUGAAGCUGACAUCAGGAAGAGAUACAGAGGAUGCUAGAGAGUUGAUUCGCAAGAUCAGAGACCGAGUUUCAGAGUCACCAAAGAAUUCUAAAGCAGAAGCAAUGAGGAGACCAAAUGGUUUCAUCUCAAUGCAAAGCUUGAAGGAAUCGGGGAGUGAAAAUGUCAGUCCUUGGAACAAGUCGCACUCUAAUGUCUUCAUCACUUCACCCGGACAAGCUAACUUUGUCCGAUCUCAAAAUUCCUCAUCUGGCUCACUUACCAAGAAGCGACCACCAGACCCACCUAGUCCUCGCCCCCAGCAUUCAUCAUUGAAGUUGAAGAGACGGCUGGAAUUACUUCCCUCCCCGGACUCCAAAAUGUCAGUCAGGGGACGUGGUAACACGUACGCAGACGCGAAUAUGGCUUCACAUUCUGCUCAUCAAUUUACUAGCAUGAAAGACUCAAGUUUGAGGUAUACCAAGAGCAAUCCAGGCCUUCAUAGCUUAAGUGCCAAAAAUUUCUAUGGAUCCAAGACUCCAUCUCCCUUCUUGUUGGACAAAAGCAACAGGGGAUCAAACAUUUCCAGAGAUACUUCCAAUAGGUCUGUGAAAAUCCAGGCUUCCCCACUGACGGCAAAGCCAACUCUGUCCCAGCGAGCGAAGUGGCUGACAGGCGAGAGUCUAAGGUCACAUAGCAUGGCAGUCAACAUGGAGCCCCCACCCAUUGAUGAAAAUGAUAACAUUAAUGAAGGCGAGGAUGGCAGUGCAGCAGCAGAUGAAUGUCCGGUGGAUAUUUGUAGCGGAUCUGAUGAUGGUGUGGUGAGCUUAAAACUUCCAGCAAUGGACGAGAACUGGUCUUAUGGGCAGAGUUCCACUGUUGGCUUUGAGAACCUAGGCAACUCCUGCUUCAUGAAUUCUCCGCUGCAGUGUCUGUCCUCUCUGGAACCUUUCUCGCUGGAUGUCCAGUCAGCGAUGGUCCUAGACGGUCGAUAUUUUCAGCCCGAUUCUGUCACCAGGAUGCUGUAUCUGCUAAUGAAGGAUAUCCGCAGAAGCAACGCGAGCCCGUCCAGGGUGACAGACAUUCUCAUACGACUCAGAAAUGGCAUCAACGGAAAAUUUGAAAUCAACACACAACAGGAUGCCCAUGAGCUGUUGACGGAGUUGCUGAACCGCACCCACGAGGAAGUGAAGGCCGUCAUGAAGAAAAAGGGAGAGCAGCAGGAUGGAGGUGAAGGCACAUCUGGUCAGGCUUCUGGAGGUCAGAGUUCCUUUCCACCAAAGUCCGAGCAGACGUCGUCAUCUUCGACUGCGAGCGGCUCAACUGCCAGUGGCUCGACUUCGAGUGGUUCAUCGACUGAGAGUGCCUCCUCGGCAGCUGCUGUGUCAAAUAGCUGCUCGGCUCAGGAUCAGCCGAGUCCCGUGGACACAAACUUCAAAUGGUUUUACCAAGAGUCGUGGCAGUGUAAAGUCUGUGGCACUCGUACCCCGUACAGAGAGAGCGAUGACACCAUUCUCAUCCUGCCCAUCAGCUCGAAAACGGAUCACAACGUCCAGGAUUGUGUGGAUAAAUACUUCGGCAGCAGUGAGUUGGAGCGCGAGUGUGCCACGUGUGGCAAGACAGAGGCAGCGGUCAGCACUAGGCAGAUUGUCCAACGCCCCAGAAUUUUUAUCUUGAUGCUCCUCCGCUACCAACACUUGGAGAAUCGCCAGUCUCAGAAAAUGAUGGACUCCAUUGGUAUUCCGCGCUACAUCAGCAUUCAGGACUUCUGUGCUGAAGAUGUGAAGCCCCCACCCUACAUACAGCCUGUCUUCAUGCUGGACAGGGAGGCCGAGGAUCUACCCUGUGUCCCCGAUUCUCCACAGUCCGAUGAAAAUGAUGCUGCGGCUCAGUCUAAGAAGUGGAUCAAGAUAUCCGUGGAUCAGACCAUCAACAAAGUAGCGGAGGACAGCGAGGACUGUGCACGGACUAAGUUGUCUCCAUCUGCUGGAGCAAAAGCAAAUCGUGAACUUUCAAAAUAUGAACUAAUUUUAGAGAGCCCAAAUAUCCGCAGCAGUGAAGUAUACAAGCAGUCGCUGACAGACUUGCUCUCUGGCUUAGAGAACAUGGAUCAAAUGUACAAGGCAUCGUUUUUCCCUGACAGAGUGGAGAGGCUGCAGACAAUUCAUGCUUUUACGAAUUAUAUCGCCAAGAGCCUUCUCACGUACUACAACGACGUGUGUUCCAUCAUGACGAGCGAACACAUGGACGCGGUUGACUCACCGGACUGUAGAGUGCCUGACUGGAAAAUUUCCCCUAAGCUCAAGAACUUGGCGGAUGGCCUGGCCAGCUGCUUCUCCCCGGAGAAUGCCAGGUCCAUGUGCCUCAUGAUCAUGGUCGACCUCAUUAAAUUCGACAUUCCUAAAACAAACUUGAUGGGCAACAUCGUCCUAAAAGCUCUGGUGGAGGACAUCCAUACAACGCGCUACUCUCACAGGUCGCGUCGGGACACCUGGCUGGUCAAGAUGGUCAUCGAACUGUCGCUUGUCCUGGCCAUCUCCAAAACUUUUGACCAGUGGAGGAACAUAGAGAGAUUUCUGUUAGAGAGGAAUGCGACAGAUCACUCGUACUCGGCAGAGACCACUGACGAGGUGCCUGACAUUGCCCACGUCUCACCGUGUGACCUCAAGGUCGAUGACGAUGAUGACGCUGAUGCUGGUGUGCAGGAGGUGCUCAACUCCCAGUUCCUGGGAGAGUUCAAAGUCAAGAAGGAUAUGGAGACUAUUGCACUUUCCGAUUACUUGCAGGGUUUAAAGAGAAAGCCAAGCAUGGAGGGGCCGGACGGUACCAGCACUCCUGAGGAAGAGGCUGGCAACUAUGACUGUAUGGACCCCCUCUACCUGGGCAAGAGCAUGGAUAGCUAUACGGAAACUGAGCUACGUAGCAUUGAUGUAGAAAGUUUGCUAGAGGAGGCCCAAAUGGCAUAUGCCAUUGCUGUGAGCAAGUUUGAAACUCACAUGCAGUCUGAAGAUCCUUGGUUGUCGACUUAUACGGGGAUAGCAGAGGGCGAGUCUACUGCAGUGGACUCGAGCUUAGAAAACAACAAAGGGGACGAGGAGGUGGAUAUGGAAGUUUGUGAGAGUUAUGGUUUUGAGAAGAUAGUGGUUCCCGGUGCCGAGGGGAACGGGGAACAAAAGUCUGUGGAAGACAUCCUAGAAAGCAUGGAGUGCUUGUCUGAACUGAGUGUUGACAGCCAUUCUCGGGGCAGUGAGGUGGAGAAGGAGUUCAUUGACUCAACUCCCAGCCCGCAGAGUUCCACAUGUUCAGUCGACAUGUCCAGUAAGAAAGUGAAAUAUAUUCGCUCCAAGGACCAGGUUUCUGAGAAGACAGAAGUGACUUUGGAGAGUGAAAGCUCCGAAUCCCAGAGAAGUGGGGAGUCUGUGGAGAUAGGUUCACUCACUGAUGGGGGGAGUGGAAGUUGUUCUCAGAAACCCGAGGCCCCUUCUCACAAAAAUUCUUCCACAUGUGGUGAUUAUGAGUCUGAACAAAUAAAUUCUAUCUCUCAGAAGCUGAAAUGCAAAGACUGUGGCGUUUCCAUGAGGGGGUAUACGAAGUGUUUCCAUUGUGGGGGUGCACUUUCGGAAUCUGUUUCAGCUCCAAGUAGAAGUUCAGAAGCUGUAGACUCCUAUGUGAGACCCAAUGUAAUGCCAUCCAUCAUCGGCUCGGUGUUGAAAGAUCAGGCAAACAUUGUCAUCGGUGGGGAGAAGAUAACUCUGAACAUUUCGCAGACGGCUCAAGACUUGGGGUCAAAGAGUGUCCGAGUGAGGAGGAAGUUGCCGGAACUGCCUGAUGAUGCUGACAGUGGAGAAACUUCUGCCCACCACCCAGACAAAAGUCUGUCGUUGUCACUGGCACAGGGAGAGGAGCUCACUCCACCCAAGCCAGACAAAAAAUUGUCUCCGUCUGUGUUAAAAGAGAAACGUUCUCCUGGAACAGCAACUGGGAAUUCUCCCAAUCAGUCCAAUGAGAAAGUAUGUGUUAGUUUGUCAAAUGGGAGGACUUUUGUUUGCAGUGUUGAUAAAGUCUCUCCCGAUGAUGAAAGCAAACGCUUGUUGCGUACUAAAAAUUCUUCCUCGCUUUCCGGGGAUUCUGCAAUUGAGAAAUGUUCACCUGGCUCGUUGGAUCCUAAAUUGUCUCCAGGAGGAUCAGCCUUUGAUGGAGCGCAUGUUGUACCCAACAAGGAAUUAUCUCCCAUAUGCCGACCUUCUAAAGAUUCUGAAAACGAUGUAUCUCUCAUAAUUCCAUCUCUCCAAGAUUCAAAAGUAGAUUCUGCGCGGGACAGGGAGCGAAGAGGUUCUCAGGAGAGGCUGGAGCUGCCUGAUCUUGUACUGAGCAGUGGUGCCAACAGCCCUGCAGGAAAAAAAGAUCAGCACUCUGCCUCCCUCCUGAAAACAAGUAAUUUUGUGAAGACGAAAGAUUAUUCCAGAUUGCGGAGCCCAAAUAAAUCGCCCAGGAAAAAGGCCAAGGGUCACCCGACACCUCAUUCUGCAAAAAAAAUGUUACCCGAGCUAUUCAGGACUAGUCCCCGAAGCACCCCACUGACGUCGGAGGCCAGCGACAAUGAUUUGGACAGUGCCCCAAGGGGCACACCCAGCACCAGUGAGAGCAUCAGCGGCUUGUCUGUGGAGGUCAACGUUGACGAUAUGUCGUUUAUGGGCCGGCGCCAGGACGACACAUUCUCUCCCCAUCCUGCUGCUGCCACCAGCGGUUCCAACCCCUCCCCUCCUGUCUCCAGUAACUCCCCUUCGCCUCCGAUUUCAUCAUCGCUUCCCUUCCCCGGUGGUGCCGGGGCAGCGGGUUCGUCCGAGGAAAUGCUCCUCACGUCGACCCCGCAGCCGGGCUCAACCUCCAGUCUGCUCCCUCCAUCCGGGGAUCCCUCUAAGGUGUACAGCGUGCUGACUGUGGAAACGACGCAUGAGAAUGUCAUGCCAGAGAAGCAGGGGUUCCAACCCGCGUCGAGUCACAAGUCCAAGGCCACGCGCUCUCUCGCUGGAGCAUUUGGGUCACCAGAAGAGAAGGAGAACAAGAGCUCUCAGGAGUCCAUUGCCAGGACAAAGAGGCAGGAGUUCAUCGAGAGUGGCAAGGCUCCAUGCUCCUACAGGCUGACAGGUGUGGUGAACCACCUGGGGGACUCUCCUAAUCUAGGCCACUACAUCAGCUACUGCUACAACCUCCACAAAGGCCGAUGGUUUCAUCUGGACGACAAGCACACGUCGGAGAUGGAUGAGAGGGAGGCUCGUACCAGGAGCCUAAACACGGGCUAUGUCUUCUUCUACAUGGACAAAGAGCUGUUUGACCAGUAUGAGAGUAAAGCACCCUUAGAUCCAACUGCAAGACACCCACCCAGGAAGUUGUUCGAGGCACCAGAGGAAAGGGAACCAUCGAAGUCGACAGUCAGAAAGAGUCGUGGGUAAUUGGAUUGUGCUCCUGUUCCAUGGGCUACUGCAAGAAUCUGAACCAGAAGUGCUUCAAGCAGCAAACACCACCACCCUUUUGUCAGGGUUCCUGCGGUCUCUUUGAAUUCAAGGAGUCCUUGAAAACUUCUUGAAUUUGCAUUCAAGGAAAAAUCUCCUUGAAAAUUCCUUGAAUUUCAGAAAACUCCUUGAAUUUCUCUGGAUCGGACAUAAACAAAAUUAUGUCGGAUUGCUCUUGGCGUGCCGCCGAAAACGCCAUGAAUUUCUUGACCAAAUCUCCUUGGGUUUUUUAAAAAUUUGUCCAUGAAACCUCCCUGAAAUUUCCUUGAAUUUAGGGGGGUUCAUAGCCUGAACCCUGUUUUGUGUACAAAAGAACUCGCAUUUUUCCAAAGAAUACAUGUUGCAAGUUGCGAAUGAGAACUGAACAUGUUCCUUGGUACUAGUCCUCUUUAUAGGUAUUAGAUGAUACGACACACUGCCGUGAUGAAUGCAUUUUAAGAAAUAGAAAUUUUACCCGUCGAGUCUUAAAAGAUUGUUUGUGUACCUUUUUUUUUGUAGAUCAUUAAUGUUUUACGUUUUCUUUAGGCAAGCUAUUUUUAUGUUAAAUGUACAGGCUCAACUUUGGGUUCAAAGUUUUUCAGAAGAAAAAGAACUGUUUGUUAUGUAGCAUGGACAAAAUGUUAAUGUCAAUGCAUUUUUCUUUUGAUGUUGAUGUACUUGUAUAUUACUGUCAUGGUCCUCUAUGUUCCACUUAUUCUUUGCUAUUGUUUCUCAGUGAUUGAGUUUGGAAGAUUGGCACAAGUAGGAAUUCAAUUCCAGAUUGUACAUUGUUUGUUGGGAAAAUGUUCUUUGAGGGCUGAUGCGUAUAGUAAAAAGGAGUACUGUUAUAGUUAAAUUUUUGUAAAUCGCCUUUCACUUUCAAAGUACGGAAGAAAAGAUAUAAAAGUUCUAAUUGCUUCUUUUGUCUAGGUGUUUUUAUGUUUUACAUUCCCUUUGUUCCAAAGUUAUGUAAACAUAAAAGAUGAAGGAUUGUCAUUCUGUACCAGUUUCAUGUGGCAUAAAAAGCAUCUUAGAAUUUCUUCAUUUGUACUUGAAGAAGAAUAGUUUUAUGAUCUCUCUUGCAAGUUUUGAAGACAUGAAUAUAUUAAUGGAUCAACACAAUGGUCUGUUUUGAUUCUGAUGUGUGAGCUCUCUGUAAUUCACGAGGUUCCACUUCACCUGCUCAAAGUCAAGGAUUCUACCCCUUGUAUUUUGUUGCCAUUUGAAUUGUCACCUCUGAUCAUUAAUUUUUCUUUUUUCUUAUUUGGAAAUGCAAAGAAACUGUUGCUGUUUGUUUAUGCUUGUAGUAGUAGAUCUAGUUAUAUUUUGUGUGCUUUUGAUCAAAGAUUUGUUUUUCUUGGGCUUCCCUUGUGAUAAAUUCAAAGUGGAAAGGUAUGUAAUAUAUAUACAGUAUAUGAAUUUCAUGACAUGGUUUUUUAACUUUUUUUUUGUUGUUAAAAAA
Molecule: messenger RNA, 7492 nt
Organism: Aplysia californica (California sea hare)
Lineage: Eukaryota; Metazoa; Mollusca; Gastropoda; Aplysiida; Aplysiidae
Exons: 24
Coding region: 316-5991 (1891 amino acids)
Biological process (GO): G1/S transition of mitotic cell cycle; protein deubiquitination
Cellular component (GO): cytosol; nucleus
Molecular function (GO): cysteine-type deubiquitinase activity; cysteine-type endopeptidase activity
Source: RefSeq, a predicted model, not a curated record